Molecule: messenger RNA, 1350 nt
Organism: Cylicocyclus nassatus
Lineage: Eukaryota; Metazoa; Nematoda; Chromadorea; Rhabditida; Strongylidae
Source: the annotation of a GenBank genome assembly
UCAAGCUUUUUAGGUUUUAAGCGAUGGUCACGAACGUGUACGUUUCGGCCGUAACCCAGGAUAACAUCUCUCGCCAUGAACUUCUUGCUUGGGUGAAUAGCACUAUCAAAGCUAAUUUCUCAAAGAUCGAGGAAAUGAGCACGGGUGCGGCCUACUGUCAGCUUACUCACUUGCUUUUUCGCGACUCCAUCAAUCUGCGCAAGGUGAAGUGGAAUAGUCGUAACGAAAUGGACCAUAUCAAUAAUUGGAAAAUACUAGGUACAGCAUGGAAAGCGCUUGGAGUGGAUAAGCCCGUUCCCGUAGAAAAACUGACAAAAGCGAAAUUUCAAGACAAUUUCGAGUUUCUCCAAUGGUUUUUCAAGUUCUUCAACGCGAAUUACGUUGAUGAAGGAGAGGAAUAUGACGCAGUAUCUGCUCGUGGUGGUGAGCCCUUACCAGCCGGGGCCAAGGGUCCUGCUCCUACUCGUGUCCAACCAACUCGAGCGACGCCCAGCACCGUCACACGAACUGUCGUUCCUGGUGUACCUGCUGCCGUCGUUUCGCGGACGGUUGUUCCUGGUGUGCCCGAAGCGAAAAAAGCAUCACCGACUUACGCUCCGGCAUCUCGCAAUUCUACCGCAAAUCAGAUCGAUGCUUCUGCUUUGAAAGAAUUACAACAGCAGAACAAAAAGCUAACUGAGGAGAUUGAAGAGAUGAGAAGUAUUUGCGAAACUUUGGAGAACGAACGGGACUUCUACUUUGAGAAGUUGAAAAGAGUAGAGGAUAUGUGCAACUCAUGUGCAGAUGGUGAGAAUCCCGACAAGGAGGCGAUUUUAUCCGUUCUCUAUGAAGCAAAUGGUGAAUGCGAAGAAGACAAAGCUGCCCAAGCGGCUGCAGUUGCUGACGAUGACGAAACCUUCUAGGUUUCACGAUGUUCUCCUCGUCAUUUCCAUCUUUUAGGGCGGCACCCACUUGAAUAAUCCAUCGCGAGUACAAAUAGUAAUGUGCUUUUGAUACGCAUAAUGCAUCUUUACAGCUAAGCUUUUGUAUCGUUGUUAGUUUAUUUGGUGUGCAUAUCGCUGCAUGCAGCCUUCUCAUUUGUCGCUGCUAUAUUCUCAAGCUACUUGCAGCACUAACAGUGGGUGCAACCUUUACACUUACGAUUCUCCGGGAUUUUAUACUAGUUGAGAAAGGAUCUUCUCGGUUCUUUUGGUUCUUGCAAUUGUAUCUCUAACGGGCCCUUCUUGACUCUGCAUUCUAUGUUUGGACCAUCUCUCCCAGAUCGGUUUCUCGAUUCAAGCUCACGUCUCAUACCUGCUUAGGCAGUCCAAACAUUUGUUCAUUUUCAUUUUGAGAAUUUGUUUUUGCAGA